AUCUCCAUCAAGCCAGUCAGAGGACUCCGAACCGCGAUGAGGCAAAGGUGGACCAGUAGACUCCUGUCAGCUCAACAAGGAAAGACGGCAACCGGAUUAGCUCUUGACAUGGCCAAGGAGAACGCAGGUCUCUUAUCAUGCCGAACGCCACUGUCCUUCCAGGAAUGGCACUUUCUCCACAAGGCUAGACUAGGGAUACUGCCAGUCCGAGGACUGAUGGCGGAGGAAACGGAGAAACUUGGCCACACCGUCUCCGUCAACCUCGCCGUGGACAACUCCGGACUCAGACCAGACCUGGUGGUCACUUCCACCAACCCUCCCAUCAUCAUCGACGUCACGGUUCCACUCAGCAGCGCGGAUGGACUCGAGAAGGCACAGGCAAGGAAAAUUGAAAAGUACAAACACCUUGGUGUGGUACUCCCUCUCGUGGUUGGUUCACUAGGGUCCUGGCUCCCAAGCAACGAUGAGAUAUGUCUUGCCCUGGGAUUCUCGGGUAGAAAAUGGCAGAGCCUCAAGAAGAAGAUGAAACUACUGGCCAUCCAAGGAACAACCCAAAUCAUAGCCAAACACCUGGCAUACCAGACCGAAGCAAGCGAUCCCGAACCCGAAGAAGAAGAAGCAGAAGAGGGCGCAAGUCCUCCCUCUUCCUCAAACUAAGGGUUUUUUAACGUAGCGUUGACACGUCGUCUCGCGUACUUUUUCCCUUCAAACUCAAUUAAAAUAAAUCAUUGUAUAUAUGUUUAUUCCCAGUCCUUUGGAAAAUA
Molecule: messenger RNA, 764 nt
Organism: Daphnia pulicaria
Lineage: Eukaryota; Metazoa; Arthropoda; Branchiopoda; Diplostraca; Daphniidae
Exons: 2
Coding region: 37-657 (206 amino acids)
Source: RefSeq, a predicted model, not a curated record